AGUCAUUUCCUCAAAGGGACAUGCGCAGUUGAACGUUUGCCUUCCGGAUUGAAGCGAAGUGGGCGGUUUGCUAAUCGGAAGCGGUCUUAAAUUUUAUACCUGGAAAGAGGUAAUCCCUGAUGCUAACAUGGCCGACGAGGAAGAAGACCCACCUUUUGAAGAAGAUACUGAAGACGCUGGAGGAGGCCCAGAUGGUGGACAGGGAAAAAGGAAGCGGUUAUUCUCCAAAGAAUUGAGAUGUAUGAUGUAUGGAUUUGGAGAUGAUCAGAAUCCUUACACAGAGUCUGUGGAUAUUCUUGAAGAUCUAGUCAUAGAAUUCAUCACAGAAAUGACCCACAAAGCAAUGUCGAUUGGACGACAAGGUCGAGUACAGGUCGAAGAUAUUGUCUUCUUGAUUCGUAAAGACCCACGAAAAUUUGCUCGUGUGAAGGACUUGUUAACAAUGAAUGAAGAACUAAAACGGGCUCGAAAAGCAUUUGAUGAAGCAAACUAUGGUUCUUGAGGCCUUUUUUGAACUCAUCUCACGAUUCACCCUUUGAUUCAUCUCAUUUUUUGAGUCUAUAAAAGGAAGCUCUAUUUCAGAACAUUGCUGCACAUUGAAAUAGAUUUAAUUGUGGACUUUCUAAAGAGAUUCUUUGUAUUGUACUGUUUGUUUUUAAAACAAAAUGCUAAACUAUUCUUGGACAUUAUUCCCUAUUAUAUCUUGAAUUGUUUAGACUGCAACCAUUUGAGUGUCAUAAGUGUUAUUAAAAAUUUCUAAGGGCUCUAUAGCUAUUAUCUUUUACCUCUAUCCCAUCAAAUUUAGUUUAAAAAGCCAUGCUCAUAAAUCUCUAUUUUUAAAUCAGGGGUGUCAAACUGGCGACCCAUGGGCCGGAUGCAUCAUGUGCAAGCCACACCCAUCCCAGCUCAACAAAGACAAAAAACAUGUCAGGUGACACGAUCAAGUUUGAUACCCAUGUUUUAAAUGGAUCUUUUUCUCCAUGCUUCAUUUACAGAAAGAUAACCUCUUUCACAGAUGAGUACAAAUAUUAAUGAGUAGGAAUAGUUUAGUUUGACAGAGCUAAUGUGUCAGAAGGACAUGGAACAAAUGGUACUAAAUCACUAGGUCAAAUAAUUAUUUAAUCCACCAAAAGCAUUAACCAUAAUUUCAAAACAAUGAGGUUCCUUCUACAAUGGUAAUCUGCAGAAAUAUUUUGGGUGCUGUGUGUUUAUCAGUCACUUUGCAUUAAAAUGAAACAAUAUAAAUUUAUGCAUUAUGUCAGUGAUAAUUGCUGGAUCAUCAAGGCUGAGUCGUCUAUAUGGAUAGCAAUUUAAAAGAAAAUACAAGAACUUGGACUUCUGGUGAAGACGUAUAGUACAUUAAACACCUCUGAAAGAAUGAAGAGUGCAGCAACAAUGUGGCCAGACCGUAAAUUCCAGCAA
Molecule: messenger RNA, 1422 nt
Organism: Notechis scutatus (mainland tiger snake)
Lineage: Eukaryota; Metazoa; Chordata; Lepidosauria; Squamata; Elapidae
Gene: TAF13
Product: TATA-box binding protein associated factor 13
Biological process (GO): transcription by RNA polymerase II
Cellular component (GO): transcription factor TFIID complex
Molecular function (GO): protein heterodimerization activity
Source: RefSeq, a predicted model, not a curated record